AUGUCUCAACAACCAAGCUCAUCAUCUCCCAAGAAUAUGUCCUCUAACGUUGAUCUUUCAUCCGACUCUAGGGCACAAACUGUGAACCCUAACGAAGUUCUGGACACUGUCCCUCUGAGGAUGGUGACUGCGGAUGAUCUGAAGGUGCAAAAGCCAAUAACUCCUCUUACAAGAAGACCUAAGGAAAGAUUUACUAGUAAUGUUUAUAAGUCCUCGUCUCCCACUCCUUCUGGUGAUAAGACUAGGGAAGGAUCUAAAUAUGUUCAUAAUGCUAUCAAGGAACUUUUGACUAGAAUUUUGAGUGAAAACCAUGAUGUUCCUGGAGUGUCUGUUCCAUUGAAUCAAGAAAUUAAUGAACCUAAUAUGGAAGCUGAACUAGAUGUUGUUCACGAUGUUGAAACAAUGGAGGAUACUGAGUUGGAUCCUUCUAAAGAAAAGAAAGUUGGUGUUGAUGUGAAUGUUGUUGUUGAAGACGAUACUGAAGUUGGUACUGAAGCUGAUACUGGUACUGGUACUGGUACUGAAGUUGUAGACCUUGAUGAGUAUUUUGAUAAUGGCCUUAUAGCUAGUAUAGACCCUAGCAUAGCCAAAAGGUUCAUGACUACAAAAGGCAAGAAGGUAGUUGGUCAAAGUCCCUCCAAAAAGAAAGCUGGUAUUGAUUCCUCCAAAAAGGAUACUGUUGGUCCUCCAAGAACUUGGAGCAAAGUGAUUCCCAAGAAGAGAAAGGUCAAUGUUAUCUCUAGCUCUGAUACUGAUGUUGAAUGUGAUGUCUCAGACAUCCCUCUUAAAAAGAAGCCUACUUCUAGCAAACUUGCAACUAGAGUUCCUGAUGUACCCAUUGAUAACAUCUCCUUUCAUUAUGCUGCAAGUGUUAACAAGUGGAAGUAUGUCUACUGUUGUACCCCGAUUUUUUACCACUGA
Vicia villosa (hairy vetch) is the source of this 921-nucleotide messenger RNA. RefSeq lists its product as uncharacterized. The record is from RefSeq and is a predicted model, not a curated record. Bases 1 to 921 code for a protein of 306 amino acids. The transcript has a single exon. Lineage: Eukaryota; Viridiplantae; Streptophyta; Magnoliopsida; Fabales; Fabaceae.